UGGUGUACAAUGAAUAUCAAAACGUGUAAUGAAUUAUUUAGAUUAUAUUUAAAAACCUUCCAAACUUUAGUUUUAAUGUGUUAAUGUGUAAUAAUGAUUGGGUAUGAGAUAAUCACGUGACAUUUUCAUUACAAAAUUCCCACCUCAGAGAGCGAAAGAAUAUCCUGUGAUCGGAUGUGCAGACUUCUUAUAACAAGAACUAUGAACGGAUUUCAGAUACUUUUUGUUUUGCCAAUUUUGUUCGUGGCAUCUGUCAGUGGGUGUUGUUGGACACACGGUGGCUGUUUUUAUAAGUAUACCUGUUGUGGAACUCAAUCGACUGGUCCAAAUUUACUAGUUGCAGACUCGAACAGAAUAUAUUUGAUAAAUUUGAAUGACAGCUCAGUAACAAAGCUUGUAGUUGACACGCAGGGUGGCAUGUACAGACCUGAAUUAGAUUAUCAUCAUGAAAAAUCCUAUAUCUAUUGGGUAGAUUCUUAUUAUGGUACUAUACACAGAACUUGCUAUCCAUGCUACGAUAAUGAAAGGAAGAUUGAAGUUAUUAUUCCAAAAUCGCCAAAUUACCAUGCACAUAGCGUUGCUAUAGACUCCGACAAUGAUCACAUUUACUGGUCCGAUCGUGACUAUAAUGCAGUCUUCCGCUCAGAGCUUGAUGGGUCAAAUGAAUUGGUUAUAAUAAACAGCAGCGCUAAAAUAGGACAUAUUGCUUUAGAUGUUAAAAAUAACUUUAUUUAUUAUAUGGAUAAUGAAAUUGGAUCAAUCGACAGAUGUAAAUUAAAUGGAACAGAUAAAACAACAAUUAUUAGUGACUCUGUCAUGACUACAGAGUCCCGCAUAUUAUUAGAUUUUGAAGAAAGCAGAAUUUAUUGGACAGUACGACACAUAAUAAGGUCUGCCACAUUCGACGGAAGUGAUCUAAAGGAAGUACAAUCGUACGGGUACUCAGUGUAUCAGAGGUCAUAUUAUUACUUGUUUGGAAUCGCUGUGCAAGGCGACUACCUCUUCUAUACAGAGAAUAGUUAUAAUAGUAGAUAUGUGAAGAAGGUCGAAAAAACAGGGAUCAAUUAUAGAAAUGUGGCUUAUGUUCAUAGUACUAUAGUCGACGUAAAGAUGUAUCAUGGAAGCAUUUUAAAGGACCCGUGUGUUACGUGCACAAGAUUUGAGAAUGCAGCAAAACGUUCAACUGGAUUUUUUGCUGAUUGGACAUCAGAAGAACCAUUAAGUGACGACAUGUUAGUUGAAGGCUGGUAUAGAAUUUACAGUGAUAAUGGUGAUGAUAUGCCUACCACACAGCCUGGAACAAAGUAUUGUGGAACAAUGAAUCCUUUUUGGUUGAAUGGGACUUUGCCAAAUUUUGUGGACGGAAAUAAGACUAUAGAAGCCUGCAUGCAGACAAAUCAAAGUGUUUGUGAAGAGUCUGUUCAUAUUGUUAUAAGGAACUGUGAUGGGUAUAACGUAUAUUAUCUACGACCAACACCAACUAAUUCAUCUUAUUGUUUCGGAAGUGGACCGGUGCACUGUCCCGCUAGUAUGUCUUCAGAAACGGAAUAUUAUCCAGGUUGUAGUUGUAAGUUAUGCAUAUCUUUAUGA
Mytilus californianus (California mussel) is the source of this 1590-nucleotide messenger RNA. RefSeq names its product low-density lipoprotein receptor-related protein 4-like. NCBI's taxonomy places the organism in Eukaryota, Metazoa, Mollusca, Bivalvia, Mytilida, Mytilidae. The coding region runs from base 175 to 1590 and encodes 471 amino acids. The transcript is spliced from 8 exons. The record is from RefSeq and is a predicted model, not a curated record.